UGAUUGUUGUGAAGAUGGCGGAGGGGGAGACAGAGAAGGAAUAUGACACACGGAAAGCUCUCGAGGAGCUCCGAGAGCGGUUCCAGGGUCUGACCACAGCUUUGAAAGAGAGCUCGCAGUCUCCGUUGGAAGCCUCUCUGCGUUUCUGCCAGGAGUUUUGCCAGGUCCUUGUGGAAAAUGCUGGCCGUUGGAAAACCGAUGAGGAUCCACUGCCUUUACUGGAGGUCUACACUGUGGCCAUCCUCAGCUUUGCUAAGGCUAAUUCCUGUCUCUACUCCGAAUGUGAAAACGUGCCACUCCUACUUGAAAAGUUAGCACUGAGCUGUGCGGAGCUGUUGCUCUUAAUGCCCCAGCAUGUCCCUGGUGCCUUAUGGGAGGGGUUUCAGUCCUCCAUGAAGUUGGCACACAGCCUCUUGCAAGAAAGUGGGAGCACACAGCUUUGCCUCCUCUCAAUUCUAGCGCAACAGGACGGCGUCUGGUCCAACGACACACUAAGCAGCAUCAUGUCCAAUCAAAUCCCUCAAACUGAGCAAGUUCAUGAGUAUCUUGAGUUGGAAGGUGCCACGCUUCUGAAUAUGAGAAUAAAGCAUCUAAUCAAAGUGGACAGUGUUGAUAAAGCUGCUGUACUCGCAAAAAUGUGCUCAGAGUAUCCGGGAUAUGAAGGAAAGGGAAACUUCAAGCAAACCUACUUGCUUUGCAUCUGCAUGACCAAAAGUCAGGAGCAGCUAAUGGACGAGAUUGCAUCAAUAGACUGUAAAGAUGAAUCCAACCGAAAGCAAUCUCUCACAAUAAUAUGCACAAAGAUACCCUCACUGUUGAGCACAUUGCAGAGGCAGACUCUGUGUUUAGUACUUAAGGAAAGAUAG
Molecule: messenger RNA, 866 nt
Organism: Anarrhichthys ocellatus (wolf-eel)
Lineage: Eukaryota; Metazoa; Chordata; Actinopteri; Perciformes; Anarhichadidae
Product: zinc finger protein 292-like
Exons: 6
Coding region: 15-866 (283 amino acids)
Biological process (GO): regulation of transcription by RNA polymerase II
Cellular component (GO): nucleus
Molecular function (GO): DNA-binding transcription factor activity, RNA polymerase II-specific; DNA binding
Source: RefSeq, a predicted model, not a curated record